Messenger RNA from Panicum hallii, 1162 nucleotides. RefSeq lists its product as uncharacterized. The record is from RefSeq and is a predicted model, not a curated record. The transcript has 2 exons. Lineage: Eukaryota; Viridiplantae; Streptophyta; Magnoliopsida; Poales; Poaceae. Bases 156 to 680 code for a protein of 174 amino acids.
AACGCAACAAGCCAACAAUCUCAUUCUUCUUCCUCAACUCAGCUCUGCUCGCUUCCCUCGAAAAAACCAGACAAAAAAGAAGCAGAACUCGCCUGCUCGCUGCUCGGGAUUGCGGCGAUUCGAGGCGGAUACCUACAGAGUGAAGGAAGGCGGGCAUGGUGCGACGAUUUGCUCUCACCGCCUGGGCAGAAGAAGGCGGCAGCGGCGAGGGCGGCCUGAGCAGGAACCGGCGAGGGGACAGCGAGCGAGAGCCAACCAGGGGGUUAUUUGAAAAAUAUCCAUCCAAAAGGGGUCCAUUUAGAAAUAUUCGGAUAGCGAUCCGAUCCAGGGGGCUUCCUGCAAAGUUUCCUGUCCGGCGACAUGGCUCUCGACGAGGUCGUGGCGCCGCUGGCUCCGCAGCCAAGCAUCCCGUGCUCGCCCAUGCCAAAUUCAUGGGCCAAGCUGCUGUCACCGGUCUCACACGCAGGCCACAGCAGCCUCCGCCAUAUCCGCCGCAGUUCGGCAGCGGGAGGAGACAGCAGAGGAAGACGCCCUCACCCAAGCUCGCUCGGUUGGCUCCGCUCGCCGUCGCCCCGCGAAAGCCGGCCGCGCACUCGAGGUGUCUCACCUUCAGUCCAUCGUUAAAUCUUUUCAUCCAAUCAGAUUUCACCGUUUCGAGAUGUGUAUCAUGCGGUGGCUGAAAUGACUCUCACUGGAUUUCAAAUGCCAAAAUUUCCACUGCGAGUUUUGCAGUCAGAUUCAGAGUUCAGAAUCAGAACAGUGCCUGCUUGCAUCUGCCUUCUGUUUUCAGUUCAACACUGCAGGCCAUUUUGUCAGUACAACACCAUGCUUCAUGUUUGGUCGCCAAAAGGAGAUGGAGCAAGUUGUCAGAUUCUUGCUGCAAGCAGGCCUUGUGAUGUUACGAAAAUGUGCAUCCUUCCAUUUAUUAGUCCAGGAAGAGCUGGAAUGGGGAUAGUAAUUCAGUUAGUUGUUUGUACUCGAUCGUGUUAACUUUCAGGUUUAUUUACUUGUACAGAAGCCUGAUUCAGUAAUGAUGCUUGCUCACGCCAUCAUCUUCGCCCUUCUUUUCUUUAGGGAUUUGCUGCAUGAAGGUCGUGAGCAUUAGCAGCCUCUGUACAUCACUUUCUCAAGAUGUCCAAUUGCUCAAGCAUUGUUUGAUUUC